Messenger RNA from Mytilus californianus (California mussel), 989 nucleotides. Its product is annotated as lambda-crystallin-like. Bases 1 to 960 code for a protein of 319 amino acids. Gene Ontology annotation, biological process: fatty acid metabolic process. The record is from RefSeq and is a predicted model, not a curated record. NCBI's taxonomy places the organism in Eukaryota, Metazoa, Mollusca, Bivalvia, Mytilida, Mytilidae. The transcript is spliced from 6 exons. Gene Ontology annotation, molecular function: NAD+ binding; oxidoreductase activity, acting on the CH-OH group of donors, NAD or NADP as acceptor.
AUGGAGAGAGUUGCAAUAGUGGGGAGUGGUCUGAUUGGACGGAGCUGGGCCAUGUUGUUUGCUGCUGCAGGAUACAAAGUUAGAAUAUACGAUAUUGAACCAAAACAGAUAACCGACGCACUUUCCAACAUUCGCUCACAACUAGAACAUUUGGAAGAAAUUGGUUUGAUGCGAGGACACUUGACUAAAGAGCAACAGUUUCAGGCUAUAGAAGGAACAAAUGAUUUGAAAUAUUGUAUAAAAGGAGCAAUAUAUAUACAGGAAAAUGUUCCAGAAAUUUUAGAGUUGAAGAGAAGUGUUCAUCAGAAGAUCGAUGCUAUUAUGGACCCUACGGCAAUACUAACCUCUUCAGCCAGUACAAUUGUACCUUCAGAUCUGUGUAGCCACUUGAAAAACAGAAAUAGGUUUAUCGUUGCUCAUCCUACAAAUCCGCCAUUUUAUGCUCCAUUGGUAGAACUUGGACCUUCUCCAUGGGCAGAUCCAGAUUUGUUGCCACAGACAACAGCUUUAAUGAAAACGAUUGGACAAAGUCCUGUUACUGUUAAAAAGGAAAUAUUGGGAUAUGUCCUCAAUAGGAUACAGUAUGCUUUAUUACGGGAAUGCUUUAGUCUUAUAAGAGAAGAUGUUGUAAGUGUCCAGGAUUUGGACAAGGUAAUGUCUGAUGGACUAGGCCGCAGGUAUGCAUUUAUUGGACCAUUCGAAACUGCUUACUUGAAUGCUGGCCCAGAUGGUAUGAUUGGUUGGGGUCGGAAAUACGGUGCAGAUAUUUUGAGGGUGUGCCAGUCUUUUGGAGGCCCAGAACCCUUUGAAGGACCAACAGUCGAUAAAAUGCAAAGUGAAAUGGUGAAAUAUUUACCUUUGGAUAAACUGGACGAGAGAAGAAAAUGGCGUGAUGCGAGACUGUCAGCACUUGCAAAGCUAAAAGCUUCUUUUGAUUCCGAAGAAGACAAAGAUAAUUGAGUGAAAAAAAAUAAUAAACCAAAAUUUCA